GAUGUGGCCAACGAUCAGAGGGGAAUGUCUCACUUUAAUUGGACCCUGGAAAACGGAACCAACUAUCACAUUCUGCGCACCGCCUGCUAUCCCUAUAUGAAGUACCACUGUAGCAAGAGGGAGGUGCAGGAUCUUUGGUUGGAGGACAAGUUCUUUCGCUUCCUUAAGGUGAUCAAUUUGGGCUUACCAAUGCUCUUCUAUGGACUGGCUGCCAUCCGUCUAAUUAGUCACACCGAGAUCGUUCAUGUCAGCGAGACGGUAAAAGUUCCCAUAUACUUUCUAUAUCCUGAGGACAAGGGCUCAAGCUUUUGAUUUGAUUUCCUAAACAGCAAAAUGUGAAAUGUGGAUAAGAGCCUUCUUAUCUAAAUAUAUGCAUAUUCAGUUAAAGUAAAUAGAAGAGAACACUGGAACAUCUCAUCCAUAUAUGUAUUUGUCUUUUUGAGAUAACUACACCUUGCA
Molecule: messenger RNA, 459 nt
Organism: Drosophila sechellia
Lineage: Eukaryota; Metazoa; Arthropoda; Insecta; Diptera; Drosophilidae
Exons: 2
Coding region: 25-312 (95 amino acids)
Source: RefSeq, a predicted model, not a curated record